AUGGCCUCGUCCGCGUCCUACGCUGAUUGCGUGUCGUCGCUUCGAACGUCCCUCAAAUUCCUCGAGUCGUCCGUUGAGACGCUCGACGAGGGUGUCUCUGACUUUCCGCGCCUGAUUAAUGUCCUCAAGUCUGUCCGGCAUUAUGAGCUUGUUCCUCAACCAAAAUUAGCAGCGGCAGAGGCGUCUCUGCGAGAUGAGAUUGGCCCUUACAUUGCGUUUCUACUCUCUCGCGCCGACGCACAGACGGAGCGCCAAGAGCGUCGCAUAGAAACGCUGAAGGCGCGAUGUGAUCUUCAGCAGGGCCGCAUGGCAAAGCCUGAAGCCGGCUCAGCGGCAGCGGCGCGGCAAAAGAGUCGUCUGUUGAGCUCCGAGGACAAGCUGCGCGCGCGCGCCAUCAGGCAGCGCAAAGAAGCGCUUCGCUACGGUGUCGAACGACUUGAACUGGAAGUGCUGCAGAAAGAGAGAGAGUUGAGAAGAAGACUGGACGGCUAA
This is a messenger RNA of Akanthomyces muscarius, 492 nucleotides long. RefSeq lists its product as uncharacterized. Gene Ontology annotation, cellular component: DASH complex; spindle microtubule. Gene Ontology annotation, biological process: attachment of spindle microtubules to kinetochore. NCBI's taxonomy places the organism in Eukaryota, Fungi, Ascomycota, Sordariomycetes, Hypocreales, Cordycipitaceae. The transcript is spliced from 2 exons. The record is from RefSeq and is a predicted model, not a curated record. Bases 1 to 492 code for a protein of 163 amino acids.